GUCCCCAGUGUCUAUAUCAAAUUGAGAGUCCGGGGAAUGUUUAUUUGUGGUAACAAUAAAGCAUCUUCGGAAGGGAUAAUCAUGGGUCAAACCGGAAAAAAAUCUGAGAAGGGACCAAUUUGUUGGCGAAAACGUGUGAAAUCAGAAUAUAUGAGACUGAGGCAGCUCAAGAGGUUUCGACGUGCAGAUGAAGUAAAGAGUAUGUUUAAUUCUAAUCGUCAGAAGAUAAUGGAAAGAACUGAAAUCUUAAAUCAAGAAUGGAAACAACGUAGGAUACAGCCUGUUCACAUCAUGACUUCUGUGAGCUCAUUGCGCGGGACCAGGGAGUGCUCUGUGACGAGUGAUAUAGAUUUUCCAAAACAAGUCAUCCCACUGAAGACUCUUAAUGCUGUUGCUUCUGUGCCUAUAAUGUAUUCUUGGUCUCCCCUUCAACAGAAUUUUAUGGUAGAGGAUGAAACAGUUUUACAUAACAUUCCGUAUAUGGGAGAUGAAGUGCUUGACCAGGAUGGUACCUUUAUUGAAGAACUGAUCAAGAACUAUGAUGGGAAAGUGCAUGGAGACAGAGAAUGUGGAUUUAUCAAUGAUGAAAUAUUUGUUGAGCUGGUCAAUGCACUUGGUCAAUAUAGUGAUGAUGAAGAUGAUGAUGAUGGAGAUGACAAUCCUGAUGAAAGAGAUGACAAGCAAAAAGAUCGGGAAGGUAACAGGAUGGAGAAAGAAAGCCACCCACCUCGGAGAUUUCCUUCUGACAAGAUAUUUGAAGCCAUUUCCUCGAUGUUUCCAGACAAGGGUACAGCAGAAGAACUGAAAGAGAAAUACAAAGAACUCACUGAGCAGCAGCUUCCUGGAGCUCUUCCUCCUGAGUGCACACCAAACAUAGAUGGACCAAAUGCUAAAUCUGUUCAGAGGGAGCAAAGCCUACACUCUUUUCACACACUCUUCUGUAGACGCUGUUUUAAAUAUGAUUGCUUCUUACAUCCAUUCCAUGCAACUCCUAAUACUUAUAAACGAAAGAAUACAGAAACAGCAUUAGAUAAUAAGCCUUGUGGACCACACUGUUACCAACAUCUGGAAGGUGCAAAGGAGUUUGCAGCUGCCUUGACUGCUGAGCGUAUAAAGACACCACCAAAGCGCCCAGGUGGCCGCCGAAGGGGAAGACUUCCAAACAACACCAGCAGACCCAGCACGCCGACAAUAAAUGUAUUGGAAUCAAAAGACACAGAUAGUGAUAGAGAAGCUGGAACUGAAACUGGAGGAGAAAACAAUGAUAAAGAAGAAGAAGAAAAGAAAGAUGAAACAUCUAGUUCCUCUGAAGCAAAUUCUAGGUGUCAGACACCAAUAAAGAUGAAGCCAAAUAUUGAGCCUCCGGAGAAUGUGGAAUGGAGUGGUGCAGAAGCCUCAAUGUUUAGAGUUCUUAUUGGUACCUACUAUGACAACUUCUGUGCAAUUGCCAGACUGAUUGGGACCAAAACGUGCAGGCAGGUGUAUGAGUUUAGAGUAAAGGAAUCUAGUAUUAUUGCUCCAGUCCCUGCUGAAGAUGUUGAUACUCCUCCCAGAAAGAAGAAAAGGAAACACAGGUUGUGGGCUGCUCAUUGCAGAAAGAUACAGCUGAAAAAGGAUGGGUCAUCGAAUCAUGUUUACAACUAUCAGCCAUGUGAUCAUCCACGUCAGCCUUGUGAUAGCUCAUGCCCAUGUGUAAUUGCUCAAAACUUCUGUGAGAAGUUUUGUCAGUGCAGCUCAGAAUGCCAAAACAGGUUUCCUGGAUGUCGUUGUAAAGCACAGUGCAACACUAAGCAGUGCCCAUGUUACCUAGCUGUACGGGAAUGUGAUCCUGACCUCUGUUUAACAUGUGGAGCAGCUGACCACUGGGACAGCAAAAAUGUGUCUUGCAAGAACUGCAGCAUUCAGAGAGGAUCCAAAAAACACUUGCUAUUGGCACCUUCAGAUGUGGCAGGCUGGGGAAUUUUCAUCAAAGAUCCUGUACAGAAGAAUGAAUUCAUCUCCGAGUACUGUGGUGAGAUUAUUUCUCAGGAUGAGGCAGACAGAAGAGGAAAAGUAUAUGACAAAUACAUGUGCAGCUUUCUGUUUAACUUGAAUAAUGAUUUUGUGGUUGAUGCAACACGCAAGGGCAACAAAAUUAGAUUUGCAAACCAUUCAGUAAAUCCCAACUGCUAUGCAAAAGUUAUGAUGGUUAAUGGCGAUCACAGAAUAGGAAUAUUUGCUAAAAGAGCCAUUCAGACUGGUGAAGAACUGUUCUUUGACUACAGAUAUAGCCAAGCUGAUGCCCUUAAGUAUGUGGGCAUUGAAAGAGAAAUGGAAAUCCCUUGACACCAGCUACCUCUUCUUUUAAACAGCUGCCUUAUCUUCAGGAAUUUCUAGUACUGUGGGCAAUUUUAGAAAAAUGAAAAUGAUGCAAUUUGAAAUUCUGUAUUUGCAAAGUACUGUAACAGUAAUUUAUAGUAACAAAUUUAAAAAAAACCAACACAACUUUUUAUUGCCUUCUCACCAGCUGCAAAGUGUUUUGUACCUAUGAACUUUUGCAAUAAUGUGGUGUGGUACAUUUUUCAACCUUGAAUAAAGGAUACUUGAACUUCUUCAUUUUUA
Molecule: messenger RNA, 2601 nt
Organism: Harpia harpyja (harpy eagle)
Lineage: Eukaryota; Metazoa; Chordata; Aves; Accipitriformes; Accipitridae
Gene: EZH2
Product: enhancer of zeste 2 polycomb repressive complex 2 subunit
Exons: 20
Coding region: 37-2325 (762 amino acids)
Biological process (GO): chromatin remodeling
Molecular function (GO): protein binding; histone H3K27 methyltransferase activity
Source: RefSeq, a predicted model, not a curated record